This is a messenger RNA of Actinia tenebrosa (Australian red waratah sea anemone), 2362 nucleotides long. RefSeq lists its product as uncharacterized. Lineage: Eukaryota; Metazoa; Cnidaria; Anthozoa; Actiniaria; Actiniidae. The record is from RefSeq and is a predicted model, not a curated record.
AGUGAAUGGCACAGGAUGAUGCAACGAACUCGAGUGACCUCGCUUCAUUCUUGUUUAUAAACCAGUUUUACACAUUAUUGAAUACUGGGCUCUGACUCUAGCCAUUUGUCGACGAUGGAUUCAAAGAAAAACUGUCCAUUUAAACGUCCUACAGUUCAACUUAUAUGGAGGAAGACUUAUAAGUCAAUAAACCAAGAAGAACAAAGUUUGAACGACCCAAGGUCGUCCAUACUCCACCUCUGAUCAUGUUUCUUAAUAAUUCAUACUUCAAUGUACUGCGCAAGAUCGACAGUAGCUGGAAGGAACGCCAUUCAAGCCGUUCACGAGAGAAAGGAAGAUACAAGUUCUGGAAACGAAGUCUGUCCAGAUCGUCCUCCGAGUCCACUUUGAAGUCCCAUAACCAUAGCAACUCAUUCAGUAGUAGCGGCGAAAGUGGACUGUACAGCGGUGACGUCAAUUCUGGUUACUAUGGAGACGACGAAAUCGAUCCGUGUCCCAAAUGCGCUACAGAUUUGCCGAUAGGAGGUGCGAGAGCUGAGAUUGAUGAUUAUGACGUCAUCAGUAUUGAAGUGAAUGUACGGAAAACGAGAGACAAAUACUCCGGGAAAAAUUGUUUUCAGAAUCCGGAAUUGCAGGACUUCGAGGAAUUUGUGGUGAUUCCUUCCUCACGGGAAGAAUUUUGUUCCGGUAAUUUUAGACAGAGUACUCCGAAAAAAUGUCAUGGAACUCAUAAAGACAGAACUUUUAACAGUGAGGAGGCUGGAACUAUGGGUCAUGUUUUUGUCACGUGUACACCACGUGUAACGGGUUCUGUACCCUCUUCAGAACGAGACGGACCUAUUCAGAAACACUGUGACUAUGGUAAUCAUACAUCCUGUUCGUGUAUUUCAACCCCUCAGAAGCUUAUUCGGUUUCGACUUUACGCACCGCCGCGUUGUAGUAAUGACACUGGCGUUUGGUGGAAAGAAAAUAUCAAAUGGCAAUUACGACAACGAAAUAAGACACAAACCGAAAGCUUUACCCAGUUACAAGAGGUAAGAACCUCUAGUGCUAAAUCAAAGGUAAGGAUAAAUAGAGAAUUAGCGGACUAUCUUAAUAAGUACGGCGAGUUUCGUCCUCACAAAGACGCGUUAAACACUGCAUUCGUCGAAGCGGAGCCAAAUGUUAUCAAUCAAACUGAGAUUCUCGAUGCAAUAAGAAGCCAUGGUGGGAAGGCCACUAGACUUCGAAGCAACAGUGUUGCACAGCGUGCCAAGGCGUACAUGGAAUCCAAGAAAGAAUUUAGUGUGAAAGAUACCGAUGAAGAAGAUAGUGGUCAUGCUGUGGAAGGCAUGGGAAGGCGUUCUCGAUCAAAGAGUCAAUAUCGCGACCGGCUACUAGUACCUCGCUGGCGAGAGAGCGUUUUCAAUCAACUUCAUAUGAGAAACUUCCUUGAGUGUAAAUAUUUUACAGAUGCGAUCGUAAGGCGGACUUUAUCCCAGUUGAGUAUCAGCGUCUCUCAAACUACUUCCCACUCAGUUGAAGUCCUGACUGAUUAUGACGUCAUCACUGAAGAUGACGUCACUAGACUUGAGACAAAUACAAAGGCGAUGAAUGCUAGCCAGUCGAUAUCCCAAGGUUAUCACAGCUCACCUCCUGGUGCCUUUACUAUCAGAAACUUGGAUUUGGUGUACGGUAAACAUUAGGAUGGGUAUUCAUUAUUUUAGAUACAUUUUUAAAAAAUUCAAUAGAUCUUACUGUCUGUAGACCCCAUGCAGUACGCGGUUACUGUCUAUAGACCCCAUGCAAUACGUCGGAAUGCAGCUCGAUUUGGAGGACAUAACAAUAGAUUUCCAAUUCUCAGGAGAUUGAAAUUCUUUUGUUUUGUCCUUCAAAUUGAACUGCUUUGACGUCACAUGCAAGGGGUCUAUUUAUAUGAAUUUUAGUAGACUGAAUGACUUGCAACUUUGCCGUAAUAAUUCCCCAUUUCAGACCACGUGCAAUCCCCUUGAGAAUGAAAUUCUUUGUUUGUAAAAAAGCGAAUUGCUGGUUUUGUGGAAAACAUUAUAUCAAAAUAUAUCGUAACACUGAGUUACUAGUAACCUAAAAAUAAAAUACAACCGAAACAAUUGAAAUAGCUUGAAUUAUGGAAUAGCCCUCUUCCGAAAUAUGCUUCGAUGUCGCGCACAAAGGUUUCAAUGCGAGGCUUCGUGCAUAAUGCUCAGUAGUUCAUGAAAGGAGAAAAGAAUAAAUUUAAUUUCGCACGUAGCCUCGUAACAGAACUUUUGUGUGUGACAAGCGAAGCAUAUCUCGGAAGAGGACUGACCAGGCCCCGGUUGUACGAUGGGUUAUUUCGAUAGCGCUAUCCGAUGGAUAGUUUUUA